Darwinula stevensoni is the source of this 2148-nucleotide messenger RNA. Lineage: Eukaryota; Metazoa; Arthropoda; Ostracoda; Podocopida; Darwinulidae. The record is from the annotation of a GenBank genome assembly.
AUGAGCAGCCAAAUGUUCAUGAAGUGGAAGACUUUUCUGGUUGGACUCAUUAGAAUGAGAGGGAAGUCCACCCUGAAACAGACACACGGAUGCUCGAAAUCGACUUCGUCCAGGAUAUUCAACGUCUUGUAUCGCCUCCUACUCCUUGCAUCCGUGUGCUAUUUCGUUUGGGCGUGGCGAGCGAGCGAGGAGGAGGUGUUGGAGUCUGCAAAAGCGAACGUGGAAAGAAGAAAGGAGAACCGUAAGGUCAUCCUUCUCUACGAUCCCCUCUACGGGUCCUGGGAAGCCUGGAAGCGUGGGUGGAGAUGGACCGAAGAUCAGCGCUGCCACGGGCCGGACGGGAAACUCACCAUACGUUGCAUCGUUCACUUUGGGAACCGCUCGGCCCUGUCGGAAGCCGAUCUCGUCAUCUUUUCCUGGUUCGGAAGAGACCGAAGUCCGGGUACUCCGGUACCCAGGAAAAGGGACGGUCAGAUUUGGGCUCUGGCCUCGAUGGAGCCCCCCAUCCCGAGGCCGGAACUGAAGAUGCCCAUCGACUGGGUCAUCACGUACGAAUCGGAUGCCGACGUCAGCGUGCUGUACGGAAGAAUCACAAAAAGGGCGCUUCAGUUCCCUUGGAUUCCCGUGGUUUUGGGUGGUGCGAAUUACUCGUCGAUCGCGCCACCGAAAUCCUGUAUCGACGUGAUGGAAUUCCCGUCGGUUCGAAGCCUGGCGGAUCACCUCAAGUACCUGGAUGGGAACGAAUCUGCGUACCGGGAGUAUUUCCUGUGGAAGUCCCACCACGUUGUGGAAUUCGGGACGGACCGCGCGUGCGACGUGUGCAGGCACCUUCACGCGGCGGAUCCGCCGAUGGGAAGGGAAGUCGUGGAUCUCCAAAAAUUCUCCAAACAGAAAAGCAGCCAAAUGUUCAUGAAGUGGAAGACUUUUCUGGUUGGACUCAUUAGAAUGAGAGGGAAGUCCACCCUGAAACAGACACACGGAUGCUCGAAAUCGACUUCGUCCAGGAUAUUCAACGUCUUGUAUCGCCUCCUACUCCUUGCAUCCGUGUGCUAUUUCGUUUGGGCGUGGCUCGCGAGCGAGGAGGAGGUGUUGGAGUCAGCAAAAGCGAACGUGGAAAGAAGAAAGGAGAACCGUAAGGUCAUCCUUCUCUACGAUCCCCUCUACGGGUCCUGGGAAGCCUGGAAGCGUGGGUGGAGAUGGACCGAAGAUCAGCGCUGCCACGGGCCGGACGGGAAACUCACCAUACGUUGCAUCGUUCACUUUGGGAACCGCUCGGCCCUGUCGGAAGCCGAUCUCGUCAUCUUUUCCUGGUUCGGAAGAGACCGAAGUCCGGGUUCUCCGGAAAAGGGACGCUCAGAUUUGGGCUCNGUACCCAGGAAAAGGGACGCUCAGAUUUGGGCUCUGGCCUCGAUGGAGCCCCCCAUCGCCAGACCGGAACUGAAGAUGCCCAUCGACUGGGUCAUCACGUACGAAUCGGAUGCCGACGUCAGCGUGCAGUACGGAAGAAUCACCGAAAGGUCGGUCGCCGUUCCUCAUUCCAUCGGAUAUUCACCUGCGAGGAAUUGCAGUGUGGCACUCGUUAGUCACUGCGGUGCGAGUAGUAGACGAGACGAUCUCAUCCGAAAUCUGCAGAAAGAGAACGUCUCCAUCGACGUGUACGGAAAAUGCGGAGAGAAGAAAUUGCCCGGUUAUUUCUCUGAAGGAUACGAAUAUUUGAGCAAGAGGUACACAUUUUUCUUCGGGUUCGAAAAUUCCAUCUGCAAGGAUUACGUGACGGAGAAGUUGUUCAGGGCGCUUCAGUUCCCUUGGAUUCCCGUGGUUUUGGGUGGUGCGAAUUACUCGUCGAUCGCGCCACCGAAAUCCUGUAUCGACGUGAUGGAAUUCCCGUCGGUUCGAAGCCUGGCGGAUCACCUCAAGUACCUGGACGGGAACGAAUCCGCGUACCGGGAGUAUUUCCUGUGGAAGUCCGAGCACGAAGUGGAAUUCGGGAAGGACAGCGCGUGCGACGUGUGCAGGCACCUUCACGCGGCGGAUCCGCCGAUGGGAAGGGGAGUCGUGGAUCUCCAAAAAUUCGCCAAACAGAAAAGGUGUUUCUUUCCAAAUUCUUCUCGAGGGAUUUUUAAUUCCAGUUUCAAUAUCCAAUCGUAA